Molecule: messenger RNA, 467 nt
Organism: Momordica charantia (bitter melon)
Lineage: Eukaryota; Viridiplantae; Streptophyta; Magnoliopsida; Cucurbitales; Cucurbitaceae
Source: RefSeq, a predicted model, not a curated record
AUGGAAACCCACGUGACAUUUUACUGGGGAAAGACGGGGGAGAUUCUCUUCUCCGGCUGGCCCGGCGCCGGCCGGAGUUUAUUCUCUUACACAGUUGCCUUAUUCUUCGUCUUUCUUCUCGCCUUCACGGUGGAGUGGCUGUCGCACGCCAGGCUCACCGCCUCCGCCGCGAACGACGUCGCUGCCGGCAUGGUUCAGACCGCCAUGUACGGCGUCCGGGUGGGGCUGGCCUUUGUUGUCAUGCUGGCCGUCAUGUCGUUUAACGUCGGAGUUUUGCUCGCCGCGGUGGCUGGAUAUUCAGUCGGGUUCUUGCUUUAUGGGAGUCGGGUUUUUAGCGGGUCGAAGAUUAACCCGAGCUUGGAUCCAUCUGUUUCUGAUCUUCCACCUCUCAACUGUUAAGGUUUCUUAGAUUAUUGAGUAUUCAGUUGAUAACUUAUUAGCAAUAAAACUGUUUGCUUAAGUUUCUU